This is a messenger RNA of Pseudovirgaria hyperparasitica, 1878 nucleotides long. Its product is annotated as putative leukotriene A-4 hydrolase like protein. Lineage: Eukaryota; Fungi; Ascomycota; Dothideomycetes; Acrospermales; Acrospermaceae. The record is from RefSeq and is a predicted model, not a curated record. Gene Ontology annotation, molecular function: metallopeptidase activity; aminopeptidase activity; zinc ion binding. Gene Ontology annotation, cellular component: cytosol. The transcript has 3 exons. Gene Ontology annotation, biological process: proteolysis. Bases 1 to 1878 code for a protein of 625 amino acids.
AUGGCGACAACCGCUAAUGUGACCAUCAACGCGCCCCGCGACCCCAACACAUUGUCUAACUACAAUGCUUGGUUGACUCGGCACACGAAGGCAAAUUUUGAGAUCGAUUUUGUGAAGAAAAUCCUUCGCGGAAACGUGGUGUUGAGUCUAGAAAGUUUGACGGAGAGGGAGAGUAAGGAGAUUGUGCUUGAUACAAGCUACCUUGACAUUCAGGAUGUACAGGUAGCCGGUAUUCAGGUGGCAUGGGAUACAAAGAAGUGGACAGAGCCGUAUGGCAGUCCAUUGACAAUCUCAUUGAAUGAAGGGGUCGGGCAAGGAGAGAGUAUUGAUGUUGACAUCACACUGAGUACGACUGAACAGUGCACGGCGCUGCAGUGGAUGGAGCCUGAACAGACUUCGAAUAAGAAGCAUCCGUAUAUGUUCUCUCAAUGCCAAGCCAUUCAUGCGAGGUCUGUGUAUCCCUGCCAGGACACGCCAGAUGUGAAGUCGACGUUCGAGUUCAACAUCCGCUCUCGACUUCCUGUUUUGGCUAGUGGUCUGGCUACAGGUUCAAAGGACUUUGCACCGGGGAAGAAUGGCGAGUCUGGCACACUCGUGUACUCCUUCAAGCAAGAUGUCCCAAUGCCCAGCUACUUGUUUGCUAUUGCCAGCGGAGACCUUGCAAGUGCUUCGAUAGGACCGAGGAGUGUAGUGUGGACAGGUCCUGAGGAGCUUGUGGGCUGUAAGUGGGAGUUUGAAGGUGACAUGGACAAAUUUCUUGAAGCUGCAGAGAGUAUCGUCUAUCCAUACGCUUGGGGGACAUACAAUGUGCUCGUGCUUCCCGCAUCCUUCCCCUAUGGCGGCAUGGAGAAUCCCAUCUACACAUUCGCGACACCAACAAUUGUCAGUGGAGACAAGCAAAAUAUCGAUGUCAUCGCCCACGAGCUUUCGCACAGCUGGAGUGGUAACCUGGUAAGUAACGCAUCAUGGGAGCAUUUUUGGCUUAAUGAAGGCUGGACUACCUAUCUCGAGCGCCGCAUCCAAGCAUACAUCCACGGCGAGCCACACCGCGACUUCUCCGCUGUCAUUGGAUGGAAGGCGCUCACUGACUCCAUCAACGACUACGGCGAAGACCACGAGUUCACAAAGUUAAUCGUCGACCUCAAAGGCAAAGAUCCCGAUGACGCAUUCUCGUCCAUUCCUUACGAGAAAGGGUUCAUCUUCCUGUACUACCUGGAGAAGCUCAUUGGCAAAAGCAAAUGGGAUAAAUUCAUUCCUCACUACUUCCAGACGUGGAAAUACAAGUCAGUAGACUCAUACGACUUCAAGGCCACGCUCCUCGACUUUUUCGCCUCCGACAAGGCUGCGGCCGCGAAACUUGACGAGGUUGAUUGGGACUCAUGGUUCUACAAGCCCGGAUUUCCGCCCAAGCCAGAGUUCGACGAUACACUUAUCAAGUCGUGCCUCGAGCUGGCGGAUAAAUGGGAGUCGCGCUCGACCGGGAAGACCGACUUUACGCCUGCGGCAACAGACAUCAAAGGUUGGGUCGGAAACCAAAGUGUUGUGUUCCUUGAGCGCGUACAACUGUUCCCCAAACCCUUGAAGGCAGGAGACAUCGAGCUCAUGGGUCAGGCAUAUAGCUACGACAAGAGCCAGAACGCGGAACUUGUAUCGAGAUACUAUGGGAUUGGGCUGCAGGCGAAGGCAGAGGCCGUGUAUCAGCCAACUGCAGACUUCUUGGGCCGUGUCGGAAGGAUGAAGUUCGUCAGGCCUUUGUAUAAAAUGCUGAAUGCAUGCGAUAGAAAGUUGGCAAUCGCGACGUUUGAGAAGAACAAGAACUUCUAUCACCCGAUUUGCAGGAGUAUGGUCGAGAAAGAUCUUUUCGGGAAGGACGCAUAA